Molecule: messenger RNA, 4219 nt
Organism: Acanthopagrus latus (yellowfin seabream)
Lineage: Eukaryota; Metazoa; Chordata; Actinopteri; Spariformes; Sparidae
Gene: espnlb
Product: espin like b
Exons: 5
Coding region: 1491-3596 (701 amino acids)
Biological process (GO): actin filament bundle assembly
Cellular component (GO): cytoplasm
Molecular function (GO): actin filament binding
Source: RefSeq, a predicted model, not a curated record
UUUAUCUAAAAGAGCUGUAGCUAGUUAAAAUACUUUCUACUGUAGUAAAGAUGGAAAGGGUGAAGUCCAAACUUCAUGCCAGCAGAGUCAACAGAACUUCAAAGUUCAUAUAAUGGAGGCAAUAGUUAAAGAAGUGAGUCAGUGGACUAUUGCAACCAAUGUAAUGAUAGUGAAAAAGAUAUAAAUACGAAUAAAACACCAUUAAAAAAAUAGUUUAACCAAUGAUUUUGUAAAAAAAAUAAAUAAAAAUAAGCACCAUUGGCUUGGCAAGGGAAUUCACAAAAGCGUAAACUUCCUAGUGUAAACUAGCUAUCUGUCAAAUUACCUGGAUGGUCUCUUGUGCCAGGAAAGGAAAUGUUUGAAGAAAAAAAGAAAAGCAUCAGCUGUCACUUAUGAACAUUCUGUCCAUGUAAGAAAUAGCCAACAGCACGCUUAAUCUAUAAUCAUACACAUACUGUAUGUAUUAGCCCUGGUUGCUGUUAGCCCAAGAGUAAACAGUUAGCAUAGAUUAGAGUGUUAGCAACACAUUUUAGCCAGAGAUAGCAAGGCUAGCUAGGUAAGUAAAAUGAUAACAAAUAAACAACCACAGAAAGAAAAGGUAUAUUAAAAUGGGUUCUAAAAGAUAGUCUAACAAAAAGGGCAUUUACUGAGCAGAUGAAAGAUGUAUGUCAAUGUUUGCUUGGCCAAAAAAAAAAAGGUGGCUAUAACAGCAUUAGCUUAGCUGCUAUGGAACUGUGCCAGUAAGGGUUGCUAUAGCAACAGGACGUUCAGCUGAAGCCUGCAGCUGGUGGCAGAAUCGGCUGAAGUAAUUAGAUUACAAACCUACAUGUUGCUCCAAAGCCAAAUCUCUGCACCCCAAGAGGUCAAUAACUCGUGCUACACAAAGCUGCGGUCAAGCAGCCGCGGAUAUAGUGUUCCUGUCAUCUUGUGUCAUAAGUGUGACACACACACCACCUGAGCUCCUGAGGAGGUGUCCAAACAUGAGCACACACUCCCGCCUCACCGUGGAACAGUAUGUUGUCUCCUACAUACAUUCACUGAGCUAUUGUCCUAUACUUCCAGGUGCAGGUCACCCUAUCCCACCUCUUUAAUUAUGCACACUAAGAAGGGCCCCCAUCUGAGGUUUGGGUCCAGGCGGCGCUGCUCCUUGGUCUUACUGUGCAGUGGCUGUCCGAGAGGAUACAGAAAGAGGAGCUCCUGCUGGUUUGAAACCGCCGACUGUGAAUGAGCAGAGCCAACAUGGAGAACAGCAAGGUGACCACUCAUUAGUGCAGGGACUGAUAUAACAGUAGGAAACUUUAACCCGUCACGCACAGCACAGGUGUCAUUAAUAACAUCACUAAUUACUGAAAAGGAGCCAUGAUUGAUAAUAACAGCUACACCUGUGCAUUUCCCGCAAUUAAUCAACUACGCAAGACCAAUGUGUGACGUGUAAGGGUUAGAAAAUCACAAAACAUCAGCAUGGGAAUAAAAGCUCUUCAGGAGGAAAAAUGUGGACCUGUCCCUUUAAGCGUGGCUCACCCCUGCUGCGUGUCUGUGUGUGUGUGUGUCCCCAGCAGCCAGUGAAGGAGGUGCUCCCCCUGCCUCGCCACCCUUCUCCACUUCCUGUGACCUCUUCCUCUCUGACCCCUGCUGCCAUUUCAAAGAAACCCUCCGCGGGCUCCAUCCAGCAUGUCCAGGUGGCCUCGUCAGUUGUGACAUCGUUCCACCAUCUGAAGCCCCCAGAGAGGGACCUCACCCUCAUGUCCCACAUGAAGUCUAUGAAGUCCCUGAGGCACGCCGGAUUCACUGCAGUCUUCACGGGACAAACGAAGCUCGACAGUGAGGAGCUGUUGGAGGAGGUGCCCAUCGUCGAUGUGAUCCUCGCUGACAUCGACUCCCUGGUGCCCACUCACGAUGAAGCCGGCUGCCCCAUAGCUGAGUGGAAACGACAGGUGAUGGUGCGGCAGCUGCAGGUCAGGCUGCAGGAUGAGGAGGAACAGAGGAGACAGGGCAUGGAUAAUGGCUGCACACCAGUGGAUGGCUGGAAGUACUCGCAAACCCACAACGCAGUCCUGGGGCCCUUUGGCGAGCUCCUAACAGAUGAUGACCUGGUGUACCUGCAGCAGCAGAUUGAGACUGUUUCACUGCAGAAGCGCUGCCAGGCCUAUGAGCUGGAGCUGACCAGGCUGACCGAGGAGCUGAGGUCGAUUUUACCAGAUCCAAUUGUCAACAUCUCGCUGAACAAGGAGGUCCUACAGCAGAUGGACACAGAAGGGAAAAUUCAGUUCACUUUGCCAGUGUGGUGCAGUCGUGUCUCGGAGAUCGUUAAGAGCAUGUCACUGCUGGUGGCUAAUCUGACCCAAACCACAGAGGACGGGGGUGAGAGGAAGAUAGUGGAAGGUGUGAUGGAGGGGAUGAAGGGUUUGCAUGGGGUCAGGGAUAGUUUAGGAACUGAUUUAAGCCAGGAAUUCGAGCAAGAGAUGGUGCCAGCACAUGGUGAGACCUCUAGUGGAUAUAGGAUUCCCCUUAUAGGGAUGGCGUCCGCCUUUAGCCAUCGUCUAGAGACCAACAGCUACAGCAGAGCGCGGAGGGAGAGGGUGGAGAGAGAGAUCCAACAGUCGGGCGUAUCUGUCAGAAACCUCAGAUCCAACUUUGAAGGUCAGAUUGGUGCGAUCUACCCCUUCGGUGGGGUUGUGAGAGGAGACCCAGGAAUGUUUGGAGUCUCGGCAGUGAACAAUCAGAACGCCAACGCAAGCCUCAGCUGUGGUUCGAACAACUGUGAUCCUCCAAAAGCACGUAUACCUGUGAUGGAGACUACCAGCUUAAGAAAAGAGCGAAUAGUGGUGCUUUUCCUGAGCCACUGGAAGAAAUCUGCAUAUGCUAUUUCAGUGAGAGCGGCGAGGCAGAGACAGGGACAGGAAGCAGUGUCAGGGAGAGUGACAGGAGCGCUGCCCCCACAGAGGAUCACCUCCAUGUUUCAAUUCUGCCAACAACGAGGUGCUGUGGACAAGAUGCUAAACUCCUGGAGGAAUAAACUAGAGCUCAAGGAUGUGCAAAAGCCCUCUUUAUCCUUCUCUAACUCUUCACAAAACCCACCUCCUCGAGAAGCCUACUCCCCGGAACAAUUCCUGCCAGACGUUGACGGUGUCGCAGUGAGCCACGAUAGCUUGACCCUCGACCUCUUCAUGUUGGGAUACUUUAACAUCUUAGAGCAGGAGCUGUCGCCUGAGGAGAGGAAGAUGAGGCACCUGCUCUGCUUCGAAGUCUUCGACCAUGUCGGCGGAUUCCCCUGGGAGGUGGUGAGGGACUUCCACAAGGCUGUUCUCCAGGAGAUCCGGGCCGGCAGCCGACAGUGGAGCGACGGCUUCGAGGACAUCAAAGUUCGCUUCUUUGGGGACUCAAGACCGUGCCGCUGUCCGUCACCAUCACCAUCGUCAUUGUUGUCAGACUCCAGACUCGUGCCCAAAGUUAUAGUUCAAACUGCAACUCCAGAUGAGUGUGGCAGUGACACACACAUCUCCUGUUUCAACAACGAAGACAUUUGUAAAUACAUCGACCGAAGCUUUGCUUUCUGGAAAGAGAAGGAGGCAGAGCUGUUUGAUUUUGAACAUUAAUAUUAAGGUUUUUGACAUUUUUACACAAAAUCAUGGUUAUGUUGGUGUGUGUUUACUUUGGCUGACUGACAGGAGUUGACUAAAUUCUGUUCUGAAGCAUUAUUGAUGCAUCAUUAUUGCAAACUUAAGCUAACAUACCCAAUUAAUCCCAGUAGGUGACACACAACAGCUUCGAACAUGCAUCCCAAGAAUCCCAUAUAUGUUCUCUUUGAAAAUCAAAAGUUGGAAACAAACUUCUAUUUUUGGAAACAAACAAACAUUUCUAAUCAUAUUAGGUACUAAACGUGUAAAAACCCAGUGUGUCGGUGGCUCUGGAGGAGGCCGGGAACUCUUAGACCGGACAUCCCUUACGUAGUCAUGUGUUUCCCUGCAUUGCAAACUGGAUGCUUGGAGUUUAAAAUCUAAUGAAAGAUGCAUUAUGGGAAGUGAAGGAUCCAGACGUUUCCAUAAGUUUGAUACUAAAUGCUAAAGGCAUAAAAGUUGGGAUUUAUUUUAUUUAGUUGAAUAAGAAGUAUAAGAACAGUAUCAGAAGUGCAAGUACUCGAGCAGAAUUGUGUCUUUUCGAGACUUAUAUUUCUACAUUAUAAUUUGGGAUUUGCAAUAAAAUAAUUGAUUAAAAACGA